AUGUUCUGGUGCCCUUACAUAGAUUGUCUAAUUAUAAAUAACCUAAUAGUUUGCAACGUAGAUCUUCAGAAUAAGCCCUAUUUUGUACUAUCAGGCAAACUUGUUUGCUACAACGACAUUAAGUCAACGUGCUGUUACGCAUGUCAAGCUCUCAUCGAAGGUGAUCGGAUAAUAACUCAGUUCGGAAACUUUCACAAGGAUUGUUGCAAAUGUUUUAAGUGUGGGUAUGUUAAUAUGAAUAAUUUUAAUAUGAGGAAGAAGAUUGAGGACUAUGUAAAGGAUUCAUGCGUGCCCAUACCCAAACAUUUCAACGAAGAGUUAAGGAUGAGGCUAGCAGGUACAAAUUUAUUAUCUACUAAACUGGAUAAUGCUACACAUUAUCUUGAAAUUUCAGCUCAAUUUAAGGCCGUUGAAAGGCAUGUUAUCACCAGCUCUCACAGUGAAAGUGCAGCGCAUGAGAUGAGCGACGAAGAAGAAGUAAUGAACCCAAAUGAUCUAAAACUUGAGGAACGGCAAAAGAAAUGGCUGCAGGCUGCAGGUGCCGAAGCUUCAUCACCGCCAGCUAAAUCCAAACGUUCGAAGAAGCUGCCUGUCUUCACUCACAGUCCUCCUCAUGAUAAUACUUGGACUCCUUUAAAAAAAGCAGAUCUCUUCCCUAAAUCUGGAUUGAACUUACCUCAUUUAUCCUCAUACUCCACUCAGGGAUUCAGUAAGGUAGAAAUGAGCGAUCGUACUUCCAUCAGCAAAUACCCUGCUCUAAGUAAAUCACGAGCUCUCAGCGGUUCCGCUCUAAGCAGCAGGAGGGACGUUUCAAAAUCACCUCCACUAUCUAGUCCCCCUUCACCUUCUCGUAACAAUAAUCAGGAGCCCUUGCAUGAAUUAAAAUCACUUUCUUCGAAAAGGGAACCAGAAUCCACACCAGGAUCAAGUAAACCGACCAGCGGGAAAACCAACGUCAACGCCCUGGUCAUGGUCUACGAAGAAAUCACAGCUAGAGCCACGGACGACCUUAGUCCUGAUGCUUCUACGGCGGAUCACAAUUCACCAGAAUCUCAAGAAGAAAAAUCCGACAGCAACAGGACAAUGUUCUGUGAAACUCGACUCACUUCCAAGUUGCCUGUUCAAGCCAUUCCUGAUUGCACUCUCCAAAACCCGACAAUGCCCCAAAUGGGGGUUUUAAAAAUAAGAAAAGCAGACGAAAGCAUCAAGCAAGCGGAUGGAACAACAACCCGUUUCAGAGGAGCACUACUGGCACUACUGCUUAGCAUCGUUGUAGCUCCCAUUUCCAUCCUACUCUACCUUCGAAAUUGGGUAGCAACACCUACACCAGAAGAGCCAAUCAACCUGCAAUCUCUUGGCAUUGAAAUGAUCAACUACGCCACUCAAACGAGGACGUCAAACUAA
This is a messenger RNA of Hydatigera taeniaeformis, 1404 nucleotides long. The record is from the annotation of a GenBank genome assembly. NCBI's taxonomy places the organism in Eukaryota, Metazoa, Platyhelminthes, Cestoda, Cyclophyllidea, Taeniidae.